This is a messenger RNA of Thlaspi arvense, 934 nucleotides long. NCBI's taxonomy places the organism in Eukaryota, Viridiplantae, Streptophyta, Magnoliopsida, Brassicales, Brassicaceae. The record is from the annotation of a GenBank genome assembly.
ACGCUAUAUUAGGGACGAACCGAUAAAGAUGCUCGGAGAGAAAAUUUUGAAAAAUGUUCGCGUCUGGUUAGGUUUUUCAAAGAUGAUGAAGAACAGAGCGGCGGCGACACCUGAGUUCGCGAACUCUAAGACGUUGGUGUGGUGGGACAUGGACGACUGUCCGGUACCGAAUGGUUACGACCCUAGUCGGCUCGGUCCGAGAAUAGACACGGAGUUGAAGAAAUUAGGGUACAAUGGUCCGCUCACAAUCAUUGCGAUGGGCGACCUGGAAGGAAUCCCUCAUGAGUUCCUGCGAGCGCUCGCUGACACUGGAGUCGUUAUUAAACACCAACCUCCGGUGACAAUAAUGGUCAUAUCCAGUUGCGUCCUAGUGGAAUCCACUACUGAAUACCUUUGCGAGAGUCGUCAUGGAUACAAUUUUCUUGUGGCAUAUCCACCACAUAGUGAACCUGAAAAUCCACACCCUCCAUCGCUAGUCAUUUGUGGAGAGUGGCUCUGGAAUAGGGAUAGCUUACUCAAAGGUCGGAUUAAGCAAGCAGCUGAGUUUGUGAUUUUUCCAGAUUCAGGGUCUGCCGAGGAGACAAGAGGACUGGUCAUGGGCGGUCACAUGUUUUCUUGUGAAUUAUGCGAAUUUGAUGGCCCUGGCUUUGAAGAUCUCACCACUCAUCUCGACAGUCCCGAACAUGCAGAGGAAAUGAAAUUGGAAUAUGAAGCGAGGGAGCAUAAGUUUCUACUGGCUGCAGAACAAGAAGCUAAGGCGAGGAAGAAUACGAAAGUAAAGAAAAUCCUAACUAUGACUCCAAAUAUACAGCCUCAUUUUGAUUCAGUACUGACUUUUGUUGAUGCUACAAACAUUACAUUUGUAGGCAAAAAUGUUGAAAGAUGUCGAAAAGGACCAAAUGCGGAGCAAUCCCAGGAGGUCGAAGAGGCUAUC